Molecule: messenger RNA, 888 nt
Organism: Fimicolochytrium jonesii
Lineage: Eukaryota; Fungi; Chytridiomycota; Chytridiomycetes; Spizellomycetales; Powellomycetaceae
Product: HAD-like domain-containing protein
Exons: 7
Coding region: 1-888 (295 amino acids)
Molecular function (GO): alkaline phosphatase activity; phosphoglycolate phosphatase activity
Source: RefSeq, a predicted model, not a curated record
AUGGCAGCCACAAGCCUCGACGGAAAGAAGGGCAAAAUAUCCACCUUCAUUGACUCCAUCGAUACCUUCUUGUUUGACUGUGACGGAGUGAUCUGGUCCGGCUCCCAUGUUAUCGACCACGUUCGCGAGGUUCUGAAGACUUUGCGGCAGAAGGGCAAGCGUCUCUUGUUCGUCACAAACAACAGCACAAAGUCACGACAAGCGUAUGCGAAAAAGUUUGCUUCAUUAGGGAUCGAUGCAUCAGCGGAGGAAAUCUUUGGAUCUUCAUAUGCGGCCGCCUACUAUGUUGCUAAUUUCCUCAAAUUUCCGAAGGACAAGAAGGUCUACGUCGUAGGGAUGGCUGGUGUGCAAGAGGAGUUGGCUUCUGAGGGCGUAGCGAGCGUUGGUGGCGAGAGCGACAUCGAGAACCUAGGCAGCAUGGACGAAAUGGGCACCAUCCAACCCGACCCCUCCAUCGGCGCCGUCCUCCUUGGCUUCGACCUCAACAUCAACUACAAAAAGCUUGCAAAAGCCUUCACAUACCUGCACUCGAACCCCGACUGUCACUUCCUCGCCACCAACAGCGACUCGACCUUCCCGGCAGGCAAAUCGAUCUACCCGGGUACGGGCGCGCUGUUGGCGGCUCUGACGACGCCGUUGGGGAGACAGCCGACUGUGCUGGGGAAGCCGCAUCAGACGAUGCUGGAUGUGAUUGUGGCUAAGUAUCAUUUGGAUAAGGAGAAGACGUGCAUGAUUGGUGAUAGAUUAGACACCGAUAUAGAGUUCGGCAUAAACGGAGGACUGAAGACGUUGCUCGUAAUGACAGGCGUAACUACUCCAGAAGGGUUAGCAGCGUCGAAAGUACAGCCAGACUACUGCAUCUCCAGUCUGGGACAUUUAGAGGCGUGA